ACACGUGCAUGCGGUGCAUUGCCCGGCAAGGAAAUGGCUAAAGUACAGAAAAACUUUGUAAAAAUAAAGAAAAUUAAGCCUAAACAAACUAAAAGUGUUUUGAAGAAGAAAGAGAAGCCAAAAGUGGUUAGCGAAAAGCAAGCAGCAGCAACAGCGGCAUCGAAGAAGAAGGAAAAUGGAACCGACCGUAUAAAUACCCCCCGUUUGCCGAUUGUGUUUAUUUCCCCGAAAACGGAGGACACUGACGAGGAGGAUGAUUCGGAAGUGGAGGAGACAACACCGGAGCAGACAGGGCCUAAGCUGCCCGUUGUCGAGCCGAUCCCGACGGACGUUCCCGAUCCGCAGUUGUCCCAGCGAUUGCAAAACCUGAUCCGACCGCUGAUCGCCUACGUUUAUAACGAGGAUCAGAUGACACUGAAGCUUAGUUUCGAAGAGGCCGGCAUGCUGCUGGAGCCGGACUACAACGAACAGACGAAAGUGUUUCGCUUUCUCGUCAACACGAAGGAGAUUUGCCAAGCAGUCGGCGAGAAAGCGGAAGCCCAUUCGGAGGCGCGCGACAAGCUCGUACAGAUUAUUCGCUACUACUGCUACACCGUGAAGCGCGUCAAAGAUUUUCACACACGGAGGAAGAUUUUCCAUGCACGACCACCGAAUCCACCGAAGAACCAGCGUGGCCCGGAGGCUAUCCAGGAGGAAAACAUCGGCUUCAAGAUGUUGCAAAAGCAGGGCUGGAGCGGUGGAGCACUCGGUGCCAACGAGGAUGGUAUCAUCGAACCGAUCGCGGCCAAGCAGCGCAAGGGCAAAUCGGGACUGGGCACGGAAAACGCCACCAAGGACGCACCGAACGGCGACCGGUCGGAGAAGGUUAAGAUCCCGCUCGAAGCGUUCUACAUGAUGAUGAAACAGUACGCCGGGGUGAACGCACUGUACGAUCUGGUUUUCAGCACACAGUUCACCAAGCACCAGGUGGUCAAGUUGAAAGCCUAUGCCGAAUCGUUGAAACUGGUUCCGCGGAUGGUUGGCCAAAAGAAGAGGCUGGUCGUAAGCAGGCCGCUCACUAUCAAACAGAUCAAGGAGGGUGUCAUGAAGGGACAUUCCGACCUGUGUGCGAAGUACGUCGUUAUACCGCCUGCUGCUGGUAUCCCUGAGGAGGACAAGGUCGUAAUAAUCAAACCUAAAAAGGAGAAAACAUGAAUUUGUACCAAGUAGGCUAGUCUUACGAAAAUACAGAAAUGAAAUUCAAACUUUUCUAUUUACAAUCA
Messenger RNA from Anopheles coustani, 1262 nucleotides. RefSeq names its product NF-kappa-B-repressing factor-like. The transcript has 3 exons. The record is from RefSeq and is a predicted model, not a curated record. Lineage: Eukaryota; Metazoa; Arthropoda; Insecta; Diptera; Culicidae. Bases 34 to 1194 code for a protein of 386 amino acids. Gene Ontology annotation, molecular function: nucleic acid binding.